Molecule: messenger RNA, 3329 nt
Organism: Ciona intestinalis (vase tunicate)
Lineage: Eukaryota; Metazoa; Chordata; Ascidiacea; Phlebobranchia; Cionidae
Source: RefSeq, a predicted model, not a curated record
GUGACAGGUUAUGUUAUGUAUGUUAGGUUACAUGCAAAGCUUUUAUUGGGAUGAUCUUCAAUCUGAUGUAAUGUGUAGCUGAAACACUGUUUAUUGAAAAUGCUGCCUAUAAUUUGCCUGAGUUUCUUUCUGAUAAUUUUUCUCUGUUGGAAACCUUUGCGAAAAAGGUCGAACUACCCACCAGGCUGUGAUGGGAUGCCGUUCCUCGGUUGUUUGCCUUUGCUCGGCGUUCACCCUGCAAAUACAAUCAUGAAGUGGUCAAAACGUUACGGCGACGUAUUUUACGUCAAGUAUGCAAUGCAAAACGUAAUUAUGUUGAAUUCCUUCGAAUCGAUUAAAGAAGCAUUGGUAAAGCAAGGUCACGUGUUUUCAGGUCGCCAACAUACGUUUAUAACUGAGUUCACAUCCGGGAACGCUGGUCUUGGGUUCCUGGAUUAUGGGGCUGUGUGGAGAAGCCAGCGUCGGUUUGGGUUGGCGACAUUACAUGAGUUUGGGAUGGGCAGGAGGUGUAUGGCUCCUAAGAUCCUUGAGGAAGCUGACCUUAUGUGUGAUGAGAUGUUGAAGCAUGGAGACCACGCCUUUGAUUGCAUGGACCACAUCACACCAGCUGUUACCAACAUUAUCAGCAUCCUCGUGUUCGGCAAAAGAUUUGAAUACGACGAUCCAACGUUACUUGAUACAUUACAUCUUCUCUUCGAUUUUGGCCACGAUUUCCCGUUUGCUCUGUUCUAUUUUGCUCCCCUUGUAAGAUUCUUGCCACCGUGGAAAGCAGAGCUGGAAAAAAUCCGCCAAGCACGAAAGCCAGUAUGGGAUCAUAUAAUGUCUGCUAUCCAACAACACCAGGAUACUUACAAUGAGAAUGAUUGCAGGGAUUUUAUUGACAGCUUUAUUGCUAAAAUGAAAUCUACAAAUGCUGAUGGCGUAAAGUUUGAAGCUAUGGUCGAAGAUCCGAACGAUAACGAUGUCCCUGCCGCAUGGUGGAACAAAGAGCAGUUGUUCCACUACGUCAAGGAGUUGUUUUUAGCUGGAACUGACACUACAGCCACUACAUUAAGAUGGGCAAUCCUACUUAUUCAUUACCACACAGAUGUCCAUGAAAAGAUUCAUGAAGAAAUAGACCGUGAGGCGAGUAACCCCGUUAAAUUCGAAGAUAUGCCUAAUAUGCCGUACACACAAGCUGUUAUACAAGAGGUGUUCCGUUCCAGACCCAUAGCUAACUUUGGUACAAUGCGGAAAACUACAGCUGUUGGUAAAGUGGGCGGGUAUCGGAUACCGAAAGGUUCUAUAGUGAUGCCGAAUAUCUGGGCUGUCCAUCAUAAUCCACAGCGAUGGAAAAAUCCGCAUUUGUUUAAACCUGAUCGACAUAUUGAUCAGAACGGAAAGUUUGUCAAAUCUGAAGAUAUUAUCCCGUUUAAUGUUGGCCAGCGUAGUUGUUUGGGCAUGCAGCUCGCCAAAAUGGAAAUCUUUAUUUUUCUUGUUAGGAUGAUGCAACGUUUCAAUUUCAAACUCGCAACUGAUAAAGAGAAAUUAGACUUAAAUGGGCAAUAUAUAUUCUUGCAUUACCCACCUGCCUUUGACGUUUCUGUCCAAUUACGUUCCUAACUUAUAAAUCUAUACCCCAACUUAUUUUGUUUUGUGCAAUCUAUGUAUACCUACACUAUACUCAUUAUACUACUGUUAAAAGUUUUUUCAAUAAAAAUAAACGUUUUCUUUUGCAGCAGCAUAACAUUUUCUUUCAGUUUUCAAUAAAUUGAUCAAAAUAUUACAACAUAUUUAUUUGGUGCUUUCACGGGGAUUUUCCCCGCGUUGGUAAAUUUUGAUUUUUGCCCAAGCAAAACCAAGAUCAAACGGAAAGUAAAUUGCCCAAGAAAGGUAUAUAGAAGUAGUUAACAUGGCAGAAGGUAGCAAUAAAUCUGAUGAUUUACCGAAAGAAGCCGAGUCCAGUUUGUCUGCAAACGAAGUUGACCAGCUGAAAAACCUGUUCAGUACAAUUAAUCUCGGGGAGUUAAUAAAUAAAGAUAAUGAAGAGAAACCAGAACAACUCCUGCCAGAAGUUACUUUCAAAGGAGUGGCAGAGUAUAUUAAAUCGGAUAAAUGUAAAAACAUCAUAGUGAUGUGCGGUGCAGGAAUAUCAACAGCUGCUGGCAUCCCUGACUUUCGUACCCCAGGCACUGGGCUUUAUGACAACUUGCAGAAGUAUGAGCUACCCAGCCCACAAGCAAUAUUUGAAAUCAAUUUCUUUAAGGAAAACCCACAACCAUUCUACACUCUUGCCAAGGAACUCUACCCUGGUAGUUUCAAGCCCACCACCUGCCAUUACUUUAUCAAACUACUGGAGCAAAAGGGUUUGCUACGUAGAGCCUACACACAGAACAUUGAUACACUUGAAAGAGUAGCUGGUGUUGGUGGAGAUAAACUAGUUGAAGCUCACGGUACCUUCCAUACAGCUCAUUGUGUUCAGUGUAGGAUGGAAUAUUCACAAGAUUGGGUAAAAGAAAAAGUUUUUAAAGAUGAGAUCCCACAUUGUAAAGAUUGUGAGGAAUUGGUCAAACCUGACAUUGUAUUCUUUGGAGAGCCCCUGCCACGAAGAUUCUUUAAUUUACGAUAUGAAGAUUUUCGGUUAUGUGACUUACUUAUAGUGAUGGGAACCUCAUUAAAAGUUCAUCCGUUUGCGUCGCUUGUUGAUGGAGUUGAAGACACGACCCCACGGUUGUUGAUAAACCGGGAGAAAUGCGGUGAAUCUGAUCCACUGAUGAAGUUGUUGGGAGGGGGUGGGGCGGGAAUGGAUUUUGAUUCAGACAAAGCGUAUAGAGAUGUAUGUUGGCUUGGUGACUGUGAUGAUGGUUGUCUAGCUCUUGCUGAUUUACUUGGUUGGAAGAAUGAACUUAAAACUAUGGUUUGUAACCAACAUAAGGAGAUCGACCAAAACUCACAAGCUACUGCCUCAAAAGAAAAAUGCCCAAGCAAGAAAAGUGCAUAGUAUGGAACUUUUGUAUUUGUUAUUACUGCUUAAUGAUUUUACUGUAACUGCUUUAUUUGUGCUUUUAUUUGAUCUGAUUGACUAGGAAAUAUUUUGUUUUUUAUUAUUUUAAGUAUGAACUAUUUUUUAGCUAGGAAAUAUUUGGUUUUUAUUGUUUUAAAGUAAAAAAUGAUUUUUAACUAGGAAAUAUUUUAAAAUUUUAUUAUUUUAAAAUAUAAACUGAAUUUUAACUUAGGAAUCUUUUUUUAUUCUUUUAAAAUAUGAACUGAGUAUUGUAUUCAUUGUUUUAAGUAUGUCAUAUAUGUUUGCAUUGGCUAUAUUUUAGCUGAGAUAAAGUCACUUAAAGAAA